This is a messenger RNA of Cryptosporidium muris RN66, 1854 nucleotides long. Its product is annotated as major facilitator superfamily transporter. Gene Ontology annotation, cellular component: membrane. Bases 1 to 1854 code for a protein of 617 amino acids. Lineage: Eukaryota; Apicomplexa; Conoidasida; Eucoccidiorida; Cryptosporidiidae. The record is from RefSeq and is a predicted model, not a curated record. Gene Ontology annotation, biological process: transmembrane transport. The transcript has a single exon. Gene Ontology annotation, molecular function: transmembrane transporter activity.
AUGAAUAAGUUAAAAGGUGUAAAUAAUGAGGAAUAUCUAAAAUCUAAAGGAACUGAGUUUAUAAAGAAUACACCAAAUGAGAAUAAACUCAAACAGAAAGUAGCCAGUAGUGUGUUUGCACGUCGUAGCAAACAAGACUCCGACAUUUCAUUAGGAACUGAAUCUUCAACUGAUUUCUAUGAAACUUCAGAGAUAUCUAGACUACAUAGAAUUGCCUUUAGAAGUAUUGUUAUAAUAUGUAUAUCGGCGGCAUUGGAUGGAUGUGAUGAGCAACUUUUACCAGCUUCUUUAAGAGCUUUGGAAGUGGACUUAUACUUGUCACCAAAAGAUUUAGGUAAUAUUAUCUUAUUUCAAAUUUUAUGCCUUGCUUUAAGCUGCCCAAUAUGGGGUUAUCUUGCGGACAGAUAUUCUAGGAAGUACAUUCUAGCUACAGGUGUACUAGUAUGGGGAUUUGUAACUAUACUACUCUCCUUUAGUCAGUACUAUUGGGAAAUAUUGACAACAAGAGCAAUAAAUGGAGCAUUCCUAGGUAGCGUUGGACCUCUUGCUCAAAGUGUCUUAGCUGAUACACUAAGUUCAAAAUAUCGUGGCCUUGGUUUCGGUAUGAUCCAACUUUCUAGCUGUAUUGGUCGUGUAUUUGGAGCUGUAUUAACAACAUCUAUAUCACAGAAAUUAAUUGCAGGCUAUCAAGGCUGGAGACUUGCAUUUCUUUUAGUAGGUACAUUAAGUGUUAUUCUUGGAAUUGUCGUUGUUCUCUUUAUGGAUGAAAUUCCUCACUUGCAUAUUCAUCACUUUAUAAGAUACAAUUCAGAACAAACUCCUUUACGAGAAAAUAGUCAAAGGGUCCAGCUUCAAGAAAUGCAAUCUUAUGCUAUUUCAGUAAUUCGUCCCGAUACAGGUGGUAUAGAUUCUGAUGAAGCAGACCUAUCAGCUAGUGAAUCUCAAACGGACUCUUUAUUAACUACAGAUAGACUAAGCUUAAUUGAAGAAACAUCUCUUGAGGAUGAACGCAAUGAUGGAAGUAUAGCGGAGGAAAAUAUGACACCUUGGGAAUUCGUUAGACAGGUAAUUACUCAGAGCUUGUGUACCAAAAGUGUUAUACUUAUGAUUAUUGAGGGACUCUGCGGCACAAUUCCCUGGAGUGCUCUUACCUUUAUGACUAUGUAUUUGCAAUAUUGUGACUUAUCAAAUUUAGAAGCUGCUUUGGUUAUAGCUGCUAUGUUGUUAGGUUCAAUGAUUGGUGGUCCUUUGGGUGGUAUUAUUGGUGACUAUCUUAAUGAAAAGCUACCAGACCAUGGGAGACCACUUAUUGGUCAAGCAUCAAUGAUUUUGAGAAUACCUAUGUUAUGCUUGCUUUUCUUAGCAAUUCCCAGAGAAUCCUCUUCAUUUGUUUUUUUUAUAAUCAUAGCCUUUUUUAUGGGUUUAUGUGCUAUUGCUGGUGCCGCUGCUAAUAGACCAAUUUUAGCUGAUGUAGUUAGAGCAUCUCACAGGGCUACUGUGUUCUCGAUAGUAGUGUUAUUUGAAGGUGUUUCUGCUGCUGCAUUUGGUGCACCAGUAGUAGGUAUUCUGGCUGAAAAUGUCUUUGGUUAUAAAGCAACAUCUCAGCGUGUAAGUGAUAUGAAUCCUCUAACAAGGUUAACUAAUGCUCAUGCCUUAGCUAAUGCAUUGGUAUUUUUGACUAUACUUCCUUGGUCAAUAUCUCUCUUGCUAUACUCACUUCUUCACCUCACAUAUGGCAGCGAUAAACGACAAUUGAGACAAAUACUAGUGAACUUAUCAGGCUAUCAAAGAACUAGCGUUCAGAAUGAACAAAAUACUAACUUAUCUGCCAUAGGAAAUAUUCAACAAGUAUAA